Rhodamnia argentea is the source of this 1923-nucleotide messenger RNA. RefSeq names its product lipid phosphate phosphatase 2-like. The coding region runs from base 201 to 1331 and encodes 376 amino acids. The record is from RefSeq and is a predicted model, not a curated record. The transcript is spliced from 10 exons. Lineage: Eukaryota; Viridiplantae; Streptophyta; Magnoliopsida; Myrtales; Myrtaceae. Gene Ontology annotation, biological process: phospholipid metabolic process. Gene Ontology annotation, molecular function: phosphatidate phosphatase activity.
UCUAUGUGCUGAUCACGACAAGAAAAUGGGAAGCUUCCUGUCCGACUCCUACUCAAUUAAUUUGUGGGACACCAGUGAGAGAGUAGAAUUGCGAAAAUGGAAGCAUCAAUCUGUCAUUCGCAGGAAUGCUUGAUGAGCAAUUGACCCCCAUUCGCGCUUGCGCCCUUCGUUGGGUGGUUGCUUCACAUUGAAUUGUAACCAUGCGUCGGAGGAAUUUUGGGUUCCUUUCUUUUCUUAAGGGCAUCUUCUUCUUGGGGGUUUCUCAGGAGGUGCAAAGCUCAAGAUUGGACUCUUCUGCAAUAAGCAGCAGUUCUUUUCCGCUAAUCAACAUUCCUUUAAUAGAACAGAAAAACCAACAGCAUAGAAUAAGGAGCCAGAUUGCUUCAAAUAUGAUGAGGUCCAGUGGAGUGAUGGUCGCAAGGACAUACAUAUAUGAUUGGCUGAUCCUUAUGGCUCUUGUGGUUAUUGGGUCUCUUCUCCUUCUCAUACAUCCAUUUCAUCGCUUCGUCGGGAAGGAUAUGAUGACUAGUCUCAAGUAUCCACUGAAGGGCAACACAGUGCCUUUCUGGACUGUUCCAACGUAUGCCCUUCUGUUGCCAAUGGUGAUAUUUGUGGUUUUGUAUCUUCGGAGAAGAGAUAUCUAUGAUCUUCACCACGCUGUACUAGGGCUCUUGUAUUCUGCUUCAGCCACUGCAGUUAUAACAAAUGCCCUAAAACUUGCAGUUGGCCGCCCUAGGCCAGACUUCUUUUGGCGUUGUUUUCCAGAUGGGAAAGAUGUGUAUGAUCGAUUGGGAAAUGUCAUUUGUCACGGUAAAAGAAGUGUCAUAGAUGAAGGGCACAAGAGUUUUCCUAGCGGGCAUACUUCCUGGUCCUUUGCGGGUCUUGGUUUCUUAUCGCUUUACUUAGCUGGGAAGAUUAAAGCAUUUGAUCGCAAAGGUCAUGUCGCAAAAUUAUGCAUCAUCUGUCUCCCGCUUCUUGUCGCAUCUCUUGUUGGCAUUUCAAGAGUAGAUGACUACUGGCAUCACUGGCAGGAUGUCUUCACUGGAGGCCUCCUAGGGCUUACAGUAGCAGGGUUUUGCUAUCUGCAGUUCUUUCCACCUCCAUAUCAUGCUCAAGGUUGGGGGCCUUAUGCUUAUUUUGAAGAACUGGAGUUGCGCAGGAAUGCACAGGCUGCGAAUGCAGCCGAUAUGCCUGAUGCACAGGCCGCGGAGACUCAAAACGAGAGCUGUCUGGAUGAGCGUAGCGGAUCACCGCAAGACAUGGAAUCAGGGGGAAGGCAAGCCCCUGACAAGUAUUAUCCAGGAAAUUUUUUUUUUCUUUUUCGGGUUUGAGUGAAUGUAGCGUGCUCUGGAUGGAACAUCAAAUAGCAGAUUUGGUCCGUUCCCACCCUUGAUCUCAAAAUCAGGAUGUCAUUAACUCUUUUUCUAUACUAAUCCUGUGUUUAUGUAGCUUCUACAGUCAUUUUGGUUGGACUGAAGAGAAUGCAAACGCUAUACAAAUAUCAUUGCCAGUUGCAAAACUGAUAUCUCUGAAUAGCUGCUUCUGAUUAUCUGUUUGAUAAUCACAGACAAUGUUCUUCAUCUAUUACUCCAGAUGUGAACAUCUCUAAAGCGUUAGUCUUGCAACCAAGUAUUUAUGUGGUAAACCCAGUCGAGGAAGGAAGGUCCUCUGUCCCAAAUCGUACUAGAAUCAACACGUACUUUGCAUGCCCUUUCUGAUCAUAAAGAAAGUAUAUUUUUUUUUUCUGCAGAACUCCUCUUGUUUCUUAACACGUCAAAAGGACACCAGAAACAACCAACACAUGUAGAUUCCAUUUAGUCGCUCUCUCCAAUUCUCUAUGUAUAUCCCAACAAAAUGGGAAGCUUCCUGUCAGAAUCCUACUCCAUCAUCUGUGGGAUGCCACUGAAAGAGAGUAGCAUUAAG